Electrophorus electricus (electric eel) is the source of this 2795-nucleotide messenger RNA. It is a transcript of the gene fam163aa, whose product is annotated as family with sequence similarity 163 member Aa. NCBI's taxonomy places the organism in Eukaryota, Metazoa, Chordata, Actinopteri, Gymnotiformes, Gymnotidae. The record is from RefSeq and is a predicted model, not a curated record.
UAUUGUAAUGUAACUUUACAGCAUGACCAGAACUGUCUGGGAAGGAAUUAUAUCAUAUGCAUUGGUCACAUAGGCUACUUUCAGUUCAUUUCAUCACUGCCAAACUCCAACAUUGCUGUUGUAAUCCCAAAUAACUACUUAAAUCACAAUGGCUAUUGUCAGAAACAUUAAAACAUGAACAAAAGUUGAAGGAACAUAGAUAAUUUAUACAGUCCCAAAUGGCACCCUAAGUGUGGUCUUCCUCAAAGUUCAUACUUUGGCGAUUUCAGCAACAUGCAUGUCCUCAGGAGCUUCUUUAAAAUCGUACAUGUGGGAAAGACUAUUCUGUACCUAACAAUAACCUGAAAUUAGUAUCAAGAGUUACUACUGUUAAUUCCUCUACAACUAAUAAUCCUGUGAUAGAUGAAAAUACUGUGCGAUUUUCCAUGAUUCUCUUUCACUAAAUAUUGUAUAUUGUGUAUUGUACUGUAUAUUGUUCACUGUAUAUGUAUAUUGUGCUACAACAGAGCUGAAUUACCUCUGUACCAGAUGCAUGUACCACUUGUCAUGUGACAAUAAAAAUAAUCAAUCAAGUGCAGUUUCAAAGAUAUAAUAAGCACAGAUGUAGCACAAUAACUGGAUUACAAUAUUUACAUUUUGUACUUUUUAUGCAGAUUUUACAUUUAUUUUAGAAAUGUAAAGUAUAUCAUUAAUUUUACUACAUGACCUGUACAUAAUUAAUAUUACUUUAUUUCAAUAUACAGAAGUACUUAAAUGUUCCAGGGAUCCAUAUGUUUAUUCUUUUAACCUAUACAAACAUUUUAGAUGUUUGCCUCAUUCAUUGACUCAGGCCUCAGUCAUUAUCAUGAUACUCUUCAAACUGACAGCAUAAUUUCUAUUAUUAUUUAUCAUAAUCAAUUAUAUUGAUAUAUAUCAUGAUAAAUAUUGAUCGCCCCCUCCCUGGCGACGUCUUCUGUUUUGUUUUUUUCCUGGUCUUUGUUACAUCUGCUUCCUUGUUUUGGUUUUGGCAUCUCCUACUUUAUUUCUCUGCCCCUUAUAAAAUUCACCUGUGUCUUGUUAAUUAAAGAAUUAAUAGUUAAUUUUUGUAUUUAAGCCUGUGUUUUUUUUACCCAUGUGGUCAGUUAUUUUGUACAUUUCGUAUCCUUUUACUAAGUAUAUUAGUUUUGUGCUCUUCAUUGUUCUAGUCUGUCAGAAUACUACUUUCUGAUGUGCAGGAAGUGGAAAAGAAUUUCUGUUUUAUAGUGUAGCCUAGUGGUAAAAUAACUUUUAUUCUUGUUUUUACAACAUAGAUUUUUAUUUUUACUCUGUUUAUUUUAAAUUAAUACUGGCAUGAUGUCAAUCAUGCACCUUAGAUUUGCAUUGUGGGAAGUGUGUGUUCAGUUUGAUGUUGGACUACGAUGGCUACUAAUUUGGUAAUCAGCCAAUUAUACUGUCCUUCUAAUAACCUUCAAAGAAGAAGCAGUUGAAACAACUCUGUAAAAAAGGAUUCUUCUAUCCUGUUUUGGUUCAGAUACUACAGGCCUCACAUAUAUAAUAUUCUGGCCUUUAACAUUUCACACUACACAUGCAUACAUUAAUAAUAAUAAUAAUAGUAAUGAUACCCUUUCCAUUUUAAGUCAUCUUAAUGCCUUUUUGGCUUACCAAUGCUACAGUUGCAUGACUCAAGGUGUGUUUAAUGCAAAAAUGAUAUAUAUGACAGUAAUUCAGGGCAAUCCCUUUGCCUAUUUUGGUAUAUAUAAAUGAGGCACCAGUGUGCCAGCAUUUGUUUUUAGAUAGUUGAAGCUUAUUAAUCAAUUCCACUUAAAUCAGCUGUUUUGAUGUUGCACAACAAUUUCACAAAUCAAACCUAGAGUAGCUUAUGCUACUUUCGUGGCAGUCAAAUCUGCACUCAUUUGUAUGAAAUGAUGAUGAAUAAGGGCUAUUGUGUUUUGCACCACAAAGGAACAAUAUCUAUGUUUAUCUAUGGAAAUAAGGUUUUUCUGGGAGCCAAUAAUGUGUAUGUGCAUAUCUCCAUUUAAUCUUCACUUCCCUACCUCUCGCUUACCCUUCCUGUUAUGUGUCUACCUCUCUCUUCUUGUAUAGGGGUUGAUGGAGAUUUGGUCGGAUGACAGCUGGAACUGUUGUCAUAACUGGAUGAAUUCUCGCCACUGUGAUACCCCUGUGUAUCAUUGCGGUGCUCUGUUACUGUCAACUCCAGUAUUACUGCUGUAAGAGGAAUGACUCUGAAAGGCACAAGGGGCCCCGAGGGGCCCCGAAGCCACAAUUUGCCUGUAACGCAUGCAGUGCCCCAGCUAUGGAUGGGGCAGCUGUUACUCCGCUGGUACUGCCCUAUGAGCCAACCCCAUCUCACAGCUACUGCCCUAACUGCACACCCUACUACACCAGCAAUGUUCGAAAUGGAGGGAAGCAACUGGCCUUCAUGCCGGGUCUUUAUGAGAACACUGGCACCACGGCCAUACUGAAGGGCCCCAUGCUGAUUCUAUGCAGCCCCAAAGACUCAUACACCAAUACACGAGCCAUCAGCACUGAUGUCUGAUCCCCACCCAUUCCACACAGCAGAAGCAGAGCACAGGGAACCAGCCCAGGUACAGAGGUCGCACCCUAUGUUUUUCUGUGUGUUGCACUCAGUUUUGACAGAGACAGAGAACACUAUGAGCUUCAUGAUGGAUGGGGUAACUGUGGUUUAUUUUAAAUCUUUUAAAAUGUAUUUUAAAGACUCCUACAGUGUCAUUCAGUUGGAAGUCGGUGGAAGGCAAACAUUCACUGACCUGCUCUGAUAGAAUCAUCAUUGUUCA